GAACAAGGCCAUCGUUUCCCUCCAGACGCCUCUCCCCCUCCCCCAGCCAGCUGGGAGCCGAGCAGAGCGCACUCGAGACGUCACUUCGCCGCUGGCGGACGUCACGGCUGUGCUCACAAGGACGUCACGCCCUCGCUCCGAGUCCACGCCGGGCGCGCGUGGCGCCUUCAUUGUCCCUGGUCUUCGCGCGCUCACCCCCGCGUCCAAAAAAGGAGGGCGGAAAAAAAAAGAAAAAUUAAAUCAGGGGUGGAGGUGGUGGAGGAAGUGGGAUUUCUUCCCCUCCUUUCUUCCGGUCCUCCUGCCAUAUUCCUUUUUUGGAAGGGGGAGGGGAGAGGAGAAGGGAAAACAGUUGUAAAUGAAAUAAUCGGAGGCAGCGGCGGCGAGGAGCGCGGCCCUAGAAGGGGAAGGCGAAGCGCUGGAUGCCCCGGCGAGCGGCCCUCCAGGGGAGGAGAGUUCCGGGGGCUCUGCCGUCGGAGGGCUUCUCGCGCCCGGCUGCUUGCAUCCCAGGGCUGGCUGACUCUUGAGGAGCGAGAGGAGGCGGCGUCUGGGCAGCUGAGCUCACUUCUCGAAAUCGCUCCAAGUGACCAUCCGUCGUCUCUCCGGCUCAUCGCUGAUCUCUCUCUCUCGCCCGCCUUCGUGCUGGGAAAAGGGCUCGGGGCGGUGUAAUCAAGCGGCGCCGGGGUUAAGGACACCCUCCCUCACCCCCGUCGGAGGGGCGGGGGGAGCGAGAGGCACCUCCGCGCAUCCUGCUCCGCUCCACACACACAAAGCGGGCGCCCUGGCUCGGCGCGCUCUCUCGCCCGCUCGCUCCGGCCCUUCUCCGGUCCUUCCCCCGCUUUCCACGCCAGGGGCAAGCCGGGCUUCUGAAUGAAUCAGCUGGCCAGCGUCUCGCCUCCUGGGCUCCGGCGUCCGUCUUUGCCUCCCGGAUUCAGGGCCGGGGGUUCUUGUAGCUGAGCCGGCCGCUGAUUUCGGCGCUGCUUUGGCCACUCGCCGGCUGUUCCGGGGACGGGGAGAGGAGCAAAAGGAAGGGAGACGUCUCCGUCCGAGGAUCGCGGCUCUUCUUUCCGGGAGACUUGGAGACGGGAGGAAAUAAUAAAGAUACCAGAAGAGCUGCUCUGGAUUGUUCUCCUGGGUUUCAUCAUCUACAUAAAGGCUGUCAUCCAGCAGAACUACCUUGCUUGGACCAUGGGGAGUAGUAAGAGUAAACCCAAAGACCCAAGUCAACGGAGACGCAGUCUGGAGUCCACAGAAAAUAUCCACGGCGGCUGUUCUGCAUCCCAGACUCCCAAUAAGACCACAGUCCCAGAUGCCCAUCGGACUCCCAGCCAUUUAUUUGGAAGUACAACUCCAGAACCAAAGCUUUUUGGGGGCUCCAAUACAUCUGACAUGGUCACUUCUCCUCAGCGAUGCGGGGCUCUGGCUGGUGGUGUUACUACGUUCGUGGCCCUCUAUGAUUAUGAAUCACGGACAGAAUCAGAUCUUUCUUUCAAGAAAGGGGAACGUCUCCAAAUUCUCAACAAUACGAGAAAGGUGGAUGUCAGGGAAGGAGAUUGGUGGCUGGCCCACUCUCUCACCACUGGUCAGAAAGGCUACAUCCCCAGUAACUAUGUCGCACCCUCAGACUCCAUCCAGGCUGAAGAGUGGUAUUUCGGCAAGAUAACCCGCCGAGAGUCGGAACGGUUACUUCUCAACCCUGAAAAUCCCCGUGGAACAUUCCUAGCAAGAGAGAGUGAAACCACAAAAGGUGCCUAUUGUCUCUCUGUCUCGGAUUUUGACAAUGCCAAGGGCCUCAACGUAAAGCACUACAAGAUUCGCAAGUUGGACAACGGUGGCUUCUACAUCACUUCCCGCACACAGUUCAGCAGCCUUCAGCAGCUGGUAGCUUAUUACUCCAAGCAUGCAGAUGGCUUGUGCCACCGCCUCACCACUGUCUGCCCCACCAGCAAGCCUCAGACACAAGGCCUUGCAAAGGAUGCUUGGGAAAUUCCCCGUGAGUCACUGCGCUUAGAGGUGAAACUUGGACAAGGCUGUUUCGGAGAAGUGUGGAUGGGGACUUGGAAUGGCACCACAAGAGUGGCAAUAAAGACUCUGAAACCUGGGACAAUGUCUCCAGAAGCAUUUUUGCAGGAAGCCCAAGUCAUGAAAAAACUGCGCCAUGAGAAGCUGGUGCAACUGUAUGCAGUGGUUUCUGAGGAACCUAUUUACAUUGUGACAGAAUAUAUGUGCAAAGGAAGCCUCUUGGAUUUCUUGAAAGGGGAGAUGGGCAAGUACUUGAGGCUGCCCCAGCUGGUGGACAUGGCAGCGCAGAUUGCAUCUGGCAUGGCGUACGUGGAGAGGAUGAACUAUGUUCACCGAGAUCUCCGAGCUGCCAACAUCCUUGUGGGAGAAAACCUGGUGUGCAAGGUAGCAGACUUUGGAUUGGCAAGGCUGAUUGAGGACAAUGAAUACACAGCAAGGCAAGGUGCUAAAUUUCCUAUCAAGUGGACUGCUCCAGAAGCUGCCCUCUAUGGUCGGUUCACCAUUAAGUCAGAUGUAUGGUCCUUCGGAAUAUUGCUGACCGAACUGGCCACAAAGGGCCGUGUGCCCUAUCCAGGUAUGGUGAACCGGGAAGUGCUUGAUCAGGUGGAACGAGGCUACCGGAUGCCCUGCCCACCAGAAUGCCCAGAAUCUUUGCAUGAUCUGAUGUGCCAGUGUUGGAGGAAGGAUCCCGAGGAAAGACCUACUUUUGAGUACCUUCAAGCUUUCUUGGAAGACUACUUCACCUCAACCGAGCCUCAGUAUCAGCCAGGCGAGAACCUAUAGAUCUGCAGACAGAACCUGUGGCUGAAGACUCAGUGCUGAUCUUACUGCAUAGGUGUUCAAGAGAUAAACUUUGGAUCAUACAUGGAACACCUCUGACACAGCUGCCAGGGUUACUUCCUGGUGAUUUGCUCUUCCUUUGAAGGAUAAUACUGGGUGGGCCCCUUGUAAAGCAAAUGUGGUGGCCUCCUUGGCUGUUCUGGGGCAACGAAGGCCUUGAUGGGUCAUGAAUUAGCAAAGCAUCAUGGUUCUACUUUUGAAGAUGAAGUCGGCUGUGAUGCAGAAGACAGGGUUUAAGAAAAGCCAAAUCUUUCCAGAAGGAAAGAGGCUGAGUGAAAACUAGGGAUCUUGUUCAUGAGGAACACCUGUCUUCUGGAAACAGUCCUGCCUUGAAACUGCCCUUGACUGCAACCAGAAAGAACAUCAUUGUCCCUGCCUCAGAUAGUAAUGCUACAAGCUCCUCUGUAGCCUGUGUGACUUCAUAGCACUUGGGUCAUCUCUAACUGGUGAUACUGUAGAAUGAUGCCUUUUGGAUUCAGAUGGCUUCUGUUCUUCUUCAACCAGCACAAAUUUCCCCUUUCUCCCUUGUAUCCAAAUCCCACUGCCUGGAGUUGGAUUUGACUGCUUCACUCCAAGAAAAGAAAAGUAGCUCACUUGAAUUCUGGACAUUUCAUGUUUCCAUCAACUUCUGAUCCUCUCUCUCUCCCCCCCCCCUUUUAAUAUGCCAUUCCUUUCUCUUGUGCCACUGUGUCACUGUCCACCCAGUCUUGUCCUGUUUGUGUGAGGUGCACUUGCAGAUCUUAGCCAUAUAAGCUGAUGGGGAAGUGCUGGGCUUUCCAGGAAGAUAUGUUGUGCUUGAUCGUCAUCCCUGCCCCAAGGGUGGGGUGAAUGAAGAACUAGAAAGACUCCCUGGUUUACAGGAAAUGUACAGGGUUUUGCCUUCUGUUGCUUGUGUUGCCAGUGAUGUCAUAUCCAUUUUUCAGGACGAUAUGAACUCUUGGACUGCAGGCUUGUCUUCCAGUCUAGCCUUUGAGUCCCCUAAAAAGAUAACCUAUGCUUAUGAAAGGUUUAGACCAACAAGAAAGGAAUAGUCUGGCAGGGUUUUUAGCUCUUCUUUCCCUGUACAUAACAUAUUAACCGCCAACUUCCUUCCAAGAUAAUACCAGUCUUCCACUGGGCACUCCUAAGAGCUACUUAAGCCCACUGUUCUUUUCCUUUCCAGUUGCUAUAACGUAUUCCAUUUUGGGCCCCUCAGUGCUUCAGAAACAUAUCACUGUUACUGGGCAAAUUUGAAGCAUCCUGAUGUCUUUGCUGUAAAGUAUACAGUCUUGGCUUGAUCCUCAUUUAUUAUUAUUAUUAGUAGUAGUUUUAUUUAUAGGCCGCAUUUCUCCCAACAAGGGACCCAAAGCGGCUCAUUUGGAGGCUAGAAAGCAACCCCCCCCCCCGUCCUCUUCAUAUCAUGGCAGCAGCCUUUGGUGCCAUGGGGAUAGGUCCAACAAAGAGCAAAAUCUAUCUUUUCUGGAGCACUCAACCUACUUUUCCAAUGCUGUAUGAUUCCUGAAAUGGGCAAGCUGCAAAGAAUUUUAUGCCAAGGGUUCAUCCAGUCUCCUGUUCUAGAAAGCACAUGGAGUAUCCUGCAAACUGUGUGCAAGUGCUUUGCACAGAGUUUCUUUAAAACUCACAACUCACAUUUGUGCUUGGUGUCAUGACCUGAAAAGAGUCCCUUGAAUUAUCUUUUGAAUACAAUUAUCCCUAGAAUGAAAAUCCUGCUAAAGAUCCUUGCUUUUGGUCUUCCCUCACUCUAACCCCCUGACUACCCUUCAUUUUAAAGUCCCACUGGCCAAAGCAAUGGGAAACUAGAAAAGACAGUAGCUGACACCAGCAAAACAUUGAAGGCAAAGCUGUAAUAUUACCUGCGGCCAUAUAUAUUUAGUGAUAUGAGGGUUGAGAAAUGGGGAAAGAUUGCUUCACCUUUUAUCUCUUGCCAUUCUUUCACUCAAAAUUACUCAUGCCAAAAAACUGACUUUUAGCCACGGAAUAAAUUUUUUUUAGCAGAUGCAGGAUUUGAGUGAGAAAACAGCUGGAAGAAAAAGGAUCAAGCACAUAAACAUACACCAUGUGGUGUUUCUCUAUUUAAUACUAACAGCAUGGGAGGCAGAUUUCAGAUUAAACAAAGAAAUUAUUAGAGAUUCACACAACUACAUGCCAUGUAUAGUUUGUGCUUUAAAGUCCUUCCUUGUGGGUGCACAGGCUUCUGUUGGAUCAGGUCUGUGCAAUACCUUUUUCAAUCACUUGCUACUUUCCAGAAAUUCUGGAACAUAUAUCCAGGCUCAAAGCCAUUUUGCUGUGCAUUAGAAGCUGUUUUGACAGCAGCUGACUGUAGCUUUUAAUUGAGCUUCUGCAUAUACAGUAUAGCAGACAUUAAGUUGGCCAUAUAUGCACUGUGGGAAGAAUGCCCCUAGAAUCAAGACUCUUGGAGGCAUUGCUUUUUUGCUGCAUGCCAAACUGUCUCCGUUUUAGGAAAGGGGAAAAAAAUGAACAACCUGGAGACAUAGCCACCAGCUUGCAGUCCCAUCAGCAGUUGGUGUUAUAGCAACCUUACUCAGCAACCUUUACCCAGGGAGUGAAAAUGCUGAAAAUAGCAGUUCCCUUGGCUGACAGCAUACCUGUUAUAUUGGAGUUGGGAAGCCAAAGAGUUUUCACCCUGAGGGUGGAUAGGCAGAUGGUGCGAUGGUAUGCAGCAUACUAGGAGGGACCUGAGAUACAUUCCAGAAGCUGGCAUAAGAACUGAAUUAACUAGGGCAACUUUACAAGACAGAGCUAUGCAUCCCAGAUUUGUAGCCUCAGCACAUGCCUCAAAGGAAUGGAAAAGGCUGCUUCUCAGAAGUGCCGCUGGUAAAGAAUUAUUUUUCAGUAGAUUAGGUCACUGCAACAUCUUAAUCUGGAAGGUUCUCACUACUGCAGUGCAAAACGUCUAAGAGUUAGUUUUGUGGGCUGUAAGUCUUGGAAUCCUCCUUUUUAUAGCCCAAGGACAUACUUUUUGAAGCUCUGAUGCCAUAUUUUGAUAUUCCUGGAUUGCUGUCAAAAUAUUUUUCAAAGGCAAGCGCAUGGCACUGUGUACCCCCAAAUGUGCAGAGCAACAUCUGACUAGGUCUGAACUCAAGUUAUUCACACUUGGCUUGAUCUGACUCAAGCAGAUGGGUGAAAGUGUUGCCUAGAUCAGUGGUCCCCAACCUUGGGCCUCCAGAUGUUCUUGGACUACAACCCCCAGAAGCCUUCACCACCACCU
Messenger RNA from Pogona vitticeps (central bearded dragon), 6088 nucleotides. It is a transcript of the gene SRC, whose product is annotated as SRC proto-oncogene, non-receptor tyrosine kinase. The record is from RefSeq and is a predicted model, not a curated record. NCBI's taxonomy places the organism in Eukaryota, Metazoa, Chordata, Lepidosauria, Squamata, Agamidae. Gene Ontology annotation, molecular function: protein tyrosine kinase activity; ATP binding; protein binding. Gene Ontology annotation, biological process: protein phosphorylation.